AAAUUUUACUUCAAUUUAAAAAAAAACUAACUUCAAAUUAAUUUAAAAAGCCUACAAAUUAAGUAAUCAUGGCUCUCGCUGCUGGCAAAUUAAUUACACGCCAAACUCUCUGGAAAGUCCUUGAAUUCCAACCCUUAACAAUAAGCAAACGUACAACCACUCAAGAUUAUACAAACACCAUGUGUGGUAAACGUGAAUAUGUAGGAUUUGGCGUAAAUGGUUCACCGACUUAUGUGGACCUCUUGGAAUUUCCCAUACCAGCCAUACGUUUUCAAGAACCCACUCCCGAAAUAUGUGCCCUUAGGAAGAAAGAGGAAGAGGAUUGGAAGAAAUUGUCUAAGGAUGAGAUUAAGCGCUUGUAUCGUUACAGUUUCUGUAAGACAUUUUCAGAGAUGAAGGCCCCCACUGGUGAAUGGAAAUUACAUUUGGGCGUGGGCUUAUGGGCCUGUACAAUUGCUUUACUCUUUACCUAUGCAGUCAAUGUUUAUCAUCAAGAUUUGCCCGAUACAUUUGCCGAAGAUAGGCGUCAAGCUCAGUUAAAGAGAAUUAUUGCAUUGGAAAUGAAUCCUAUAAACGGGUUAUGUUCGAAGUGGGAUUAUGAAGUUGGAGAUUGGAAGUAGUUGGAUAUUGUUUUGUAAUUGUUAAUAAAUUUUAUUUUUCUGUAUAAAUAAAUACAUAUUUGAUGUUA
Molecule: messenger RNA, 688 nt
Organism: Calliphora vicina (urban bluebottle blowfly)
Lineage: Eukaryota; Metazoa; Arthropoda; Insecta; Diptera; Calliphoridae
Product: cytochrome c oxidase subunit 4 isoform 1, mitochondrial-like
Exons: 1
Coding region: 69-620 (183 amino acids)
Biological process (GO): mitochondrial electron transport, cytochrome c to oxygen
Source: RefSeq, a predicted model, not a curated record